AUGGCAGAUCUACUCAAAAGACAUGUAACAAAUCACGACACAGAGCCUGCAAGCAAGCGACAAAAGCGCGAGAUCGCUCGCGAUACCAGAGUCGUUCAGGCCUGCGAAGCUUGCUCCCAAAGCCAUCUCCGCUGCGAAGACGAGAAGCCAUGCAGUCGAUGCAAGAAGAAGAAGAUACCCUGCCGGGUACCUGAAGUCCCGGUUACAGACGAAAACGACAUACAUGAGAUUGAUGCAGUUCAUGCGGCGCAGGAUCUGCUCGAUUUGUCGAAUGGCUUCGAUUACCCCUCAUCGCUGCCGGCUCACGGCGGCAGCGUCAAUACAUCUGCAUCCACGACCUCAGAGACUCCAGAACCUUUUCACAACCACGCGACCCUAGUCGUUACCGACGCGAAUACAAUGCACCGACACUCCGUAGCUUCAGGCGACCUCGAGACAAGGACAGCAGGUAUGGGCGACAUGCAGCCGCCACCGCCCAACAACGGCGGCGGCCUUGUCGCGAUGAACCAGAACUACGAAGACCCGAGCGCAUCUAUGCCUUUCUUCGAUAAUUCGAUUGCGCACUUUGACAACACGCCAGGGCACAAUCCCUUCUUGCCAGACUAUUUCCGCAGCAUGCCCCCAUUUGAAGCGUUCCUGUCUGGCCAGGCAACUCCACGCGGUAUCAUGGACCUCAGUUUCGAUCUAGAUGUUGGCUUGACCGACCUUGAUCUCGGUCUCCUUGAUCAAUACAACUUCCAGGUCCCGUUCGCUGCUGAUACACCAUCUACGGACGCCCAUGGCGCUGAGCAACCCGUACCCGAGACUGAUACGGCUCCUGUGAGGGCGGAAGCAUUCAAGCAGAGCAUCUGGCGUUAUCUCCCCCAACGGUCCAGGAACCCCACUGCGGAACAAGUCAACUUGGCUGUACCGGAUACAGAAAAGGACGGUUAUAGACGUUCCAACUUCACACACCGCCGCGUCGUGGCAGAGAACCGAGAGAACGUCAAACGUAUUGCAUCGGCAUUUCCUAGUAUGGAACUACUGGACGGUCUGAUCCAGUAUUUCCUCUCAUCGCCAUCGAUAGACGCGCCAACGUGGUUUCACCUUCCUACCUUUUCACCUUCGAAGUUGAAUCCGGAGUUGCUUGCUUCUGUCGCGUCUGCUGGAGCUGCCACUCUUCCUGACAUAUCCUUGCGAAAGCUGGGCUACGCUCUGCAUGAGGCUUCCAGGUUAGGGCAGUCUAAAUCAUUUGAAGAGGACAACACAGCCAUUAGGGAUCUUCAACACUUGCAGACGUUCCUGCUGCAACUCAAAGUUGGUAUGUGGAGUGGCAUCAGCCGGAAGAUGGAGAUUGCGGAGAGCUUUCUCCAGCCGCUGAUGACGAUGCUUCGUCGUGGUGGUCGCUUUCGUCGUUCGACUUGGAAAGAGAUCAGUCCGUCUCCUGACGAUCAGGGCUCUGUUUUGGAAGAUAAAUGGCUGAGUUGGGUCAACCAAGAGUCCUUUCUUCGCUUGGUUCAUCGCGCCUUCGAAUUCGAUCGGCAGUCGUCGAUGGCAUUGCUUAAGCCACCACUGCUUUCCUACGCGGAGAUGCAACUACCCUUGCCGAGUCCGAACUCAUUAUGGCAGGCCAAAUCCGCUGCAAACUGGAAAAUGGCGUACCUGAAUGACGCAUCGGCAACUGCGAAGCGACCAUCAGCGACCGAAUGCCUACUCGAUCUGGAGCACCUCACUCAACACGACUAUGCCAAUUCGACUUAUCUGUACCUGAUGUGGGGUCCAAUAUGGGAAUAUCGUCAGAUGUGCGCCUUGACAUCUAGGUCACAGUCGCUGUCAACCAACAGCCUCAUUCUGUCGUCGCGCUACCAAGAGCUCACAAAGCAGCUGGAAGAUUUCAGGCUCAGCACACCUCCCAUGACUAAGAGCGUUGAGAUAACACUGGAGAUGUUGCUAGUUCAUCUCAACGCACCUCUCGAUGACAUUCAGCUCUUCGCGGGUAUUGAAGGGCAAGAAGAAGCACGCAGCGCGUACCCUGGUCUUCGAGACUGGGCAAAGACUCCCUCAGCGCGUCAAGCACUGUGGCACGCUGGCCAGAUCUUGCGCGCCGCUGAGGUGCUACCAAAAGCUCUGCUUAGUAACUUCAACGCCAUUGCUGUCUAUCAUGCGGGGCUUAUACUAUGGGUCUACGGCUUUCUCAGACGAUCUGUAACAACGGAACAGAUUGAUACGGCUGUUGUGCUCAACGGGGACGACUCGUUGAGCGCCCGCAAAUUCAUCACUCUGGAUCGCGGUAUACCAGCGAUCAAGAACUCCGGAUCACAACAUCCUACCCACUUGAGCGAUGUUUGUGGAGUCAUGGACGGUUUGACGCAACUGCUUCGAGCGCAUCAUGACGCGUCAGAACCUUCUCCGCCGCUGGUCGGCAACUUGGUGCAACUGCUGGAAGGCCUGCGAUCUGCCAUCAAAUGA
Molecule: messenger RNA, 2448 nt
Organism: Alternaria triticimaculans
Lineage: Eukaryota; Fungi; Ascomycota; Dothideomycetes; Pleosporales; Pleosporaceae
Exons: 3
Coding region: 1-2448 (815 amino acids)
Biological process (GO): DNA-templated transcription; regulation of DNA-templated transcription
Molecular function (GO): DNA-binding transcription factor activity, RNA polymerase II-specific; zinc ion binding; DNA binding
Source: RefSeq, a predicted model, not a curated record